Serpula lacrymans var. lacrymans S7.9 is the source of this 564-nucleotide messenger RNA. RefSeq lists its product as uncharacterized. NCBI's taxonomy places the organism in Eukaryota, Fungi, Basidiomycota, Agaricomycetes, Boletales, Serpulaceae. Bases 1 to 564 code for a protein of 187 amino acids. The record is from RefSeq and is a predicted model, not a curated record. The transcript is spliced from 7 exons.
AUGGCUUGUGGUGACAAAGUUGAUAGAGUGAUACAUCCAGAAAUACCAGUCAAGUCUGUUGAAGGAAAAUGGGGUAAGCACAUCUGGCCACUCCUCCUCACAGUGUUAGCAGAAAACGGAAACAAAGGCCAUAUGGCCAGAAACAUGCAGAAUGUAUUAAGAUCGCCUGGACUCAAACACUUCAUGAAUGUCACCACAGUCGAAUAUGCGGAUGGUCAAGUAUUUUAUGAUAUACUCAAGUGCAUCCUCCCACGUAUCGUCCAAAUUCUCCCCAAGAACUCAACAUUAGUACAUGGGAGGACACACCAGCUAAAACAAUAUAUUAUUCAAUAUGAACAAUGUUGUGAACACAUUUCAAAUGAUUACAAGAAGGACUUCCACUUUAGCAAGCAACACGCCAUAAAUCAUAUUCUCACAGAAAUCCGGCAGAAAGGUGCGACAGAUAACUACAACACACGAGUCAGCGAGGGCUUUCAUCAAGAGGCGCAAGAAGCCUACAAGCAGACAAACCGGAAAGAUACAGACAGCCAGCCCACCAUAACGACACUGAGGACCAAGACUUAG